Messenger RNA from Synchiropus splendidus (mandarinfish), 4337 nucleotides. It is a transcript of the gene slc7a3a, whose product is annotated as solute carrier family 7 member 3a. The coding region runs from base 666 to 2597 and encodes 643 amino acids. The record is from RefSeq and is a predicted model, not a curated record. Lineage: Eukaryota; Metazoa; Chordata; Actinopteri; Syngnathiformes; Callionymidae. Gene Ontology annotation, molecular function: amino acid transmembrane transporter activity. The transcript is spliced from 12 exons. Gene Ontology annotation, cellular component: plasma membrane. Gene Ontology annotation, biological process: transmembrane transport; amino acid transport.
ACCAAGGGUUUGUGACUCAUUUGGUCUUAUUUGGGAACGACUGAAUCUCGUCGUGGAAUUUAAGCGGGUAGAAUAUAAUGUAGUGUUAUAUUCAUAUAGCGUGGAGAGGAAACGCUCGAGGCAUGUGUAUGACAAAGUGUGUUCUGCCUGAAAGUCGUGUUUAAAUGUAUAUUUCAGAUCAAUCAGUGACGUGUUUUUACGAUAAGCGCGUUCAUUGUUUUGGUCAUGGAACUAUUGUAAUGAUGCCUUCAUGGAACCCAGGAAAAUGGCGGAUGGUUGGCUGCAUUGAAGCGAAUUUGUUUUAAAAUUGGGAUGUUAAAUUGAGUGCAGUCUGUACUGCUCAAACCUUCGCCGAAGGAAUGUGAAACAUUUAUUCCCGAUGUCAGACCACCAACUCGGUAGAGAAACCAAAAAAUGUUCGCGAUUGCUUUGAACGUAUCACUGGCACCACGCUCGAGCCGGUCCAGCCACGUAGCUAGCUUCUAUUUCGGUGACCGGUCGGUUGGUGUUCAGCACUUUCGGCAGCUGAACGACGACUAGUACAACAAGUUGGUCUCCAUCUAUGUGAGAGAGUUACUGUGACCAGAGCUGCCACGCCCUUCACCAUCACUGAAACAUCGUUGCUGUCUUCGCUUCCACCCACUGUAUCUUAGUUUCCUGUCAAAAUGGCCAACAAGCUGUCUGAGUUUGGGAAAAUGCUGCUCCGCCGUCGGGUCCUGGACUGCUCUGGUGAGGAGACCAGAUUCGCCCGAUGCCUGUCCACCCUGGACCUGAUAGCUCUGGGUGUGGGCUCCACGUUGGGCGCUGGGGUCUACGUCCUUGCUGGCCAGGUCGCACGAGAAAAAGCUGGACCUGCGAUCGUAUUGUGCUUUCUCAUCGCUGCCCUGUCCUCCAUGUUGGCCGGACUGUGCUACGCCGAGUUUGGCGCUCGGGUUCCCAAAACCGGUUCUGCGUACCUGUACAGCUACGUGACGGUUGGGGAGAUUUGGGCCUUUAUAACAGGGUGGAAUCUGAUCCUCUCCUAUGUGAUAGGUACGGCAAGUGUGGCCCGGGCCUGGAGUUCCACCUUUGACAACCUGGUGGAGCAGAAGAUAUCUGGCUUCUUCAAGUCCUUUAUGGCCAUGAAAGUACCAGGAAACGUGCUGGCGGAGUACCCUGACCUUUUCGCUCUCAUUUUGAUCCUACUUCUCACCGGCCUUUUGGCUUUUGGUGUGAGCGAGUCGGCGUUGGUGAACAAGAUCUUCACUGGCAUCAACCUGGUGGUCCUGGGCUUCGUUAUCAUCUCGGGCUUCGUGAAGGGGAAAACCGCCAACUGGAACCUCACCAUCGAAGACUACAACAAUUACUUGAACCAAACCAACGCCACCAACGUGACCGAUACAAAAUUCGGAGAGGGUGGUUUUGCUCCUUUCGGUCUUUCGGGAGUCUUGUCCGGCGCCGCCACCUGCUUCUACGCCUUCGUGGGAUUCGAUUGCAUCGCCACCACAAGUGAAGAAGCCAAGAACCCCAUGCGUUCCAUUCCCAUCGGCAUCGUGGCCUCGCUGCUCAUCUGCUUCUUUGCCUACUUUGGCGUGUCGGCGGCGCUGACCAUGAUGAUGCCGUAUUACCAGCUCAACGUGGAGAGUCCUCUCCCAGAAGCCUUCACCCAUGUGGAAUGGCCUUCCGCUCGCUACAUUGUGGCGGUGGGCUCCCUCUGCGCCCUCUCCACCAGCCUCCUGGGCUCCAUGUUCCCCAUGCCCCGGGUCAUCUACGCCAUGGCGGAGGAUGGGCUGCUCUUCCGCGCUCUGUCCAGGAUGAACCCUCGAACCAAGACUCCCCUGCUGGCCACCAUCGCCUCGGGCAUAGUUGCAGCUCUGAUGGCCUUCCUGUUCGACCUGGAGGCUCUGGUCGACCUCAUGUCCAUCGGCACACUGCUGGCCUACUCCCUGGUGGCCGUCUGUGUCCUCAUCCUACGGUAUCAGCCCGGAACCCUCAACUCCUCCAGUCAGACGGAGAAGCUGGUGGAGCUGGUAGAGGGGGAGAAGGUGGCGGUCUCCGGUGCCGACAGUGGAGACGAGUACGACCUGGAGGUGGAGAAGCGCCCACUGAAGGAGGCCUUCACCGCCAAGCUGCUGCUCUUCCCCAGCGCCAAAGUGCCGACUCAGACGUCCGGGACCAUUGUUUACGGCAUGACCGCCGUCAUCUCCGUCCUCAUGACCGUGCUGAGCGUGAUCCUGGCCAACUGUCUGGACCAGCUGCUGGAAGGACAGGCCGGCGCCGUGACGGCGUGUGCCAUCCUGGCCCUGCUGUGCGCCGCCUGCUUCGUCAUCAUCUGGAGGCAGCCGGAGAGCAAAGAAGCGCUGACCUUCAAGGUGCCUCUGCUGCCGUGGCUGCCCCUCUUCAGUGUGUUCGUCAACAUCUACCUCAUGAUGCAGCUGGACCUGGCAACGUGGUGCCGCUUCGCCGUGUGGAUGGUUAUCGGCUUCAUCAUCUACUUCUUCUAUGGCAUCCAGAACAGCAGCGAGGCCGUGCGGUCGUCCCCUCGCAGGUACGAGCCAGCGCUGCAGUCCAAGAGCCCCAUUUACACCUGCGCUGCCAGCGACGGCGACAGCCCCUGAGGGCUGCUGGCACGGGCCCGGGCGGCAUGACUCCAGUCUCCUCACUCAUUAUUCAGUGGCCCGGUUGGACCGGCAGCUGAAUUCUCAAGUGGAGGACGGACGAAACGCUACCCCGGGUGUCGAAGGGAGGAGAGGCAAGGACACACGUUACCUCUGACUUGGAGGCUGAUCCACUUGAUAGCUAGACACUGUGACCACGCCAGGUUGGCGUGCGGUUCGUAUCUUUUUAGCCUUAGAUUGAGAUCUUCUACUGGACCUGACUAACACUACAGUCUGUGGCCGAAAACUGGAGCAUUGUUACUCACUGCUUCCUCUCCGUUAACAAGCCGAGACCUGGAUCAAACAGAGGAGGCAAGUCCGGCUGCUGGUUCUUCUCCAGCCGCUCAAAUCUGCGUUCACAUGACACGCGCCGGGGUGGAGAGCUGGGCGUUGGCAUUAGGAAGCAAAGUCCUGAAACCCAUUCUAAACAAGCUUGGUCGCGCCGGCCGUCAAACAGGUUCAGAAAAGCUUCUGUUCAAACCAGACGCAGACGUUUUAUAGGCCUUCCAGAGCCAAACAAGGGGACCUGAUGCCCUUGCUUUCUAAAGUUGUAGGGCUUCUGCCGUCGGUCAAGUUUUUAUCUUCGCUGCUUCUCUGCGUCUGUCUCACCUGAUGCGUUUCCAAUCUAUGAAAUGUCUGCAGCAGAACCCGAAUACGGCCAUUGUUCAAUUAAAGCUGAACAUUUCAGUUGCUCAAGCACGUCCUGAGCCCCGAUAUAUUGGACGUCCCAAAACGGUUCAGAGAAAAGUCUGUUGUUCAAAUGACCAUCAGAGAUGAUAUUGUAAACAAGUGAACCAAUGGGACAAAAAUAAAUUCGCUGCAAAACACAAGUUAAACCCAACAGACGUGGGCCUCCGUGGAACCCGCGGGGCUGCAGGUCUGACUCUGGUCUUUUGUAUCGUUUUGUUACAAAGUGUAAAAAACACUUUUCAAAAAAGUUCUUUUUAGUUUCAAUUGAAACUUGGCAGCUUGUCUGUUGAGCGCCCUCCACUGGUCAUCGUUUCGUUCUCUCUACUUGAGCUGUCGUUAUUUAAAUGUGUAUAGUUUUACUCUUUUUGUUUCAUAUCUUCUUCAGUUAAUGUUGCUUUGUAGGAGUUUAGCGCCUGCGUGUACAGUUUUUUUUUUUCUUUCAGGUCACUACUAUCGUGAUUUUUGACCAAAUGUUUCUGCGACAAAGAAUGACCGCUCAAAGUCGGUCUCUAAAUUGUGAAAUUAAUGCUUUAAUCCCGAAUCUGGAGUCAAUAACUUAUUGUUGAUCUUAGUUUUAAGUUCUCUACUGUAAGUUGUAUCGUGGAAAUGUGGGUUUGUUCAGCGGAUUCUAAUUAUAUUCGAUUUUUUUAGAAUCAGAAUCAAAUGUAUUGCCAUGGUCGAUGUCAUGGUCUCUAUUUAAGGGCGUUUUUUUUUUUUUUUUUUUUAACUGGGUGUGUGUGUGCCGCUGGAUACUUGAUGAAUUUGUUUGUCGGUAAUCAAAUCUCUAUUUAAACUGACAUGCCUCUUAGAGUCUGAGGGCGGUGGUUUUAUUUAUCUUUAUCUGGUUUAAGUGUCGCACAUUAAUAUGUUCAGCCCUUGUGCCUUUUCUUCAAAUCCCCCAUCUGAUGACAGCAAUGAUUCAUUUUUGUUUUCUAUGCUGUACAUGUCGUGUAUGAAACAAGCUGUAUUUUCAUGUUUUUUUUUUUUAAUAAAAUGAUUCAUGUUCUUGUU